Triticum turgidum subsp. durum (durum wheat) is the source of this 870-nucleotide messenger RNA. Lineage: Eukaryota; Viridiplantae; Streptophyta; Magnoliopsida; Poales; Poaceae. The record is from the annotation of a GenBank genome assembly.
AUGGAGCAGGGGGAGGAGGACGGGGACUGGAUGGUGGAGCCGGCGGCGGGGAAGAAGGGCGGGGCGAUGAUCGACCGGAAGAAGCGCUUCAGCGAGGAGCAGAUCAAGUCGCUCGAGUCCAUGUUCGCCACGCAGACAAAGCUGGAGCCCCGGCAGAAGCUGCAGCUGGCCCGGGAGCUCGGCCUGCAGCCGCGCCAGGUCGCCAUCUGGUUCCAGAACAAGCGCGCGCGCUGGAAGUCCAAGCAGCUCGAGCGCCAGUACGCCGCGCUCCGCGACGACUACGACGCGCUCCUCUCCAGCUACGACCAGCUCAAGAAGGACAAGCAAGCGCUCCUCAACCAGGUAUGUCUCUACUCUACUACGUACCAGGUGUUAGUUUCGCCGUGCUCUCCGGCCGGUGGCGGCGUGCGCCGUGUGCUGGUGGUGCCUGUGGCUAAUGCGCGGUCGACGGGUUCCGUGCAGCUGGAGAAGCUGGCGGAGAUGCUGCGGGAGCCGGGCGGGGCCAAGUGCGGAGAUAAUGCCGGCGCGGCCGCCAGGGACGACGAGCGCCUGGCCGUGGCCGGCAUGAGCAUGAAGGACGAGUUCGUGGACGCCGGCGGGGCCAGCAAGCUCUACUCGGCGUCCGAGGGCUGCGGCGGCAGCGGCAAGCUCUCGCUCUUCGGCGAGGAGGACGACGACGCGGGCCUCUUCCUCCGGCCCUCGCUGCAGCUGCCAACCGCGCACGACGGCGGCUUCACGGCGUCGGGGCCGGCCGAGUACCAGCAGCAAUCGCCGUCGUCGUUCCCGUUCCACUCGAGCUGGCCGUCGUCCGCGGCGGAGCAGACCUGCAGCAGCUCCCAAUGGUGGGAGUUCGAGUCCCCGAGCGAGUAG